Messenger RNA from Alligator sinensis (Chinese alligator), 979 nucleotides. Its product is annotated as allatostatin-A receptor-like. NCBI's taxonomy places the organism in Eukaryota, Metazoa, Chordata, Crocodylia, Alligatoridae. Gene Ontology annotation, molecular function: G protein-coupled receptor activity. Gene Ontology annotation, cellular component: membrane. The transcript has a single exon. Bases 1 to 909 code for a protein of 302 amino acids. The record is from RefSeq and is a predicted model, not a curated record. Gene Ontology annotation, biological process: G protein-coupled receptor signaling pathway.
AUGUAUAUAAAUUAUGUUUUAGUAUUUUCCUGCACAUUUGCACUGAUCUUGGCCAUUGGAUUUUGUGCCAAUGCAUUGGUUUUCUUACUCUUUGCUACACACCGUUCAAUGCAGAAAAGCCAGUUGGACGUUCUUCUCCUGAGCAUGGCUGUUGCAGAUCUACUUACCCUUAUACUGAUGCCCUUCAUUCUUGCUUCUGUUGUCUGGUACACUUGGUUUUUGGGAGACACAUUCUGCAAGGUUUUCCAGUUUGGUCUGGCUUUCUCCUUAGCUGCUAGCAUAUAUUCUUUGUGUGCUGUCUCUGUCACUAGAGCUAGAAUCAUCUUGAGUCCUUACAGAGCUCCCAAGUGGACUACCACAAUAUUUAUGCUGACUACGGUUUGGGCAUUGAGCGUUAUCAUCAGUCUGCCAUUGCGAAUCCAUGCCACAGCGGAAACAAGAGUUGGAACAAAUGUCACAUUUUGCCUGCCAGCUCCCCACCAGCAGCACUACUGGAUUGUUUUUAGCCAGUUUAUUUUAUAUUAUUUGAUCCCAAUCUUGAUAAUUGCAUUUAACUAUAUCCGGCUUGCUCUCUUCUUGCACAAAAGUCCCAUGAUGUCUUUGGUGAGUUCCAGAAACACCCGAAAAGCCUCAAUAAUGAUCUUUUGUGCAGCUGCUACCUUCUCAGCAUGCUGGCUUCCACUGUAUAUCCUGGAGUUAUGCAUCUACUUAAGACUCUUCCAUCAUGGCUAUGUUUGGGACACUUUCUAUUUCGUCUGUAAUAUACUUCAGUAUCUUCACCCAUGCGUCAAUCCUGUGCUGUAUGUCUUAUUGUCCAAGCGAUACAAGACUAGUAAAACCAAAAGAAUGCUGUGUUUCCAAAGAAAUAAAGUACAGCCUCAGGUCCACAACUUAACAGAACCCUCGUGAACCACUUGUGCGUCCCAAUCAGUAGGAAAAAGUUCAGUACUUUUGGUGAGUUGCUGAAUGUUUAUUUAAU